Messenger RNA from Penicilliopsis zonata CBS 506.65, 1102 nucleotides. RefSeq lists its product as hypothetical. Gene Ontology annotation, cellular component: cytosol. The transcript has 3 exons. Lineage: Eukaryota; Fungi; Ascomycota; Eurotiomycetes; Eurotiales; Aspergillaceae. The coding region runs from base 228 to 983 and encodes 251 amino acids. Gene Ontology annotation, molecular function: hydrolase activity, hydrolyzing N-glycosyl compounds. Gene Ontology annotation, biological process: cytokinin biosynthetic process. The record is from RefSeq and is a predicted model, not a curated record.
UCCUUGUACUGGCCUUAUCUCUCCCUCCAGAAAGAUCAAUUAUCAAACUGGCAGGUAUAUCUAAAGAAUAAACACAUAGCAACGAUAGGGAAGUACUCGGUUUUCUUGAUCGUGUUAGAAGGAACAGUGGCUUCAAAAAGUCAGCAAUUGAAAUUAUAUCGACAAGAAUAUAUCUAUAAACUUCAACUUUUUCAAAUUCCUCGAGAGCAAUCGUUGCAACGAUCAUCAUGGCGAGUGCUCAGCAGGAUAAACCUGCUGUUGUCUGUGUAUUCUGCGGAUCCGUCGAGGGAAACAACCCCGCACACAUGGAAACCGCCCGCGCGCUCGCCCGCGAAUUCCAUAAGAACAACAUCCAUCUCGUCUACGGCGGUGGCACCUCCGGCCUGAUGGGCGAGGUGGCGCGCACCCUGGUUUCGUUGUCCGGCCCGCAGGCGGUGCACGGUGUGAUCCCGCGCGCCCUGGUGCGCAUCGAGAAAGGCUACGACCAUGCAAAGGAACGGCAGGAUCCCUCGCUGCCGCAGAAGGAGACGGGGGCGGCGACAGGCGCCGGAAAGGCCGCAGAGCGUGUGUUGCCGGACCCGAUGGAUUCGUCCUCGAUGCUCGAGGAGUCGAUGUACGGCACCACCACGAUCGUGCCGGACAUGCACACACGGAAGCGUCUGAUGGCUGCGAAAGUGCUGGAGGGGGGACCGGGCUCCGGCUUCGUCACGCUGGCAGGUGGAUUCGGCACCAUCGAGGAGGUGAUGGAAAUGACGACGUGGAACCAGCUGGGCAUUCACAAGGCGGGAAUCGUCCUUUUGAACGUGAAUGGGUACUGGGAUGGCGUGUUGGCCUGGGUCCAGAACGCUGUCAAGGAGGGCUACAUCAGCAAGGAGAACGCCGGGAUUAUCGCCGAAGCCAAGGAUGUGUCAGAGGUAGUGCCUACAUUACAGGGAUAUACGGUUAGCAAUGGGCGAAUGAAGCUAAACUGGGGGGAGGAAUAGAGGGAUGAGAUAAAGGCGGCGUUGGUUCCGAAGGCUCUACCCUGUCUGUAUACCAGGGGAUAAAAAAUUUGAAUCUCUAACUAAAUCGGUAUGAUAUUGGAUAGAAAGAAUACUUUGAU